CCGGCGGCCUCUCCUCCCUCAUUCGACCUCGGCGAAGAUGGCGGCGGCGGUGCGAGCCAUCGGCAGCCUCGGCCGCCUCCCGGCCGCCGCCAGGGCCGGCCCGACGCGGCACACCCCGCCCCGCGGUUAUGCCUGCCGUAACAUCUCCACCUCCAGUGCCCUCCAGAACAGAACCCACGUCAGCUGUGAUAUCAAAGGGGAUGUCGCUGUCGUGCGCUUCAACACACCAAAUUCCAAGGUGAACACCCUGUCCAAGCAGCUGAGUGCAGAGUUCACCGACGUCAUGAACGAGAUCUGGGCCAACGAGGCCGUGAAGAGCGCCGUGCUCAUCUCCUCCAAGCCAGGCUCUUUCAUUGCUGGAGCGGAUCUCAACAUGCUUGAAGCCUGCAAGACUGCUCAGGAAGUGACUCAGCUCUCUCAGGAUGGACAGAAGAUGCUGGAAAAGAUUGAGCACUCUCCAAAGCCUGUCGUGGCUGCCAUCAGUGGCAGCUGCCUGGGAGGAGGGCUGGAGGUUGCCAUUGCCUGUCACUACAGAGUAGCAACAAAGGACAGGAAAACGGUCUUGGGAACACCUGAAGUGUUGCUGGGUCUCCUGCCCGGAGCAGGGGGUACUCAAAGGCUGCCAAAGAUGGUGGGACUUCCUGCUGCCUUCGACAUGAUGCUGACUGGCAGGAACAUCCGUGCAGACAGAGCCAAGAAGAUGGGGCUGGUUGACCAGCUGGUGGAACCACUAGGGCCAGGAGUGAAGACUCCUGAAGCAAGAACAAUCGAGUACCUGGAGGAGGUGGCCAUUGGCUUUGCCAGGGGACUGGCCAACAAGACUGUGUCUGCCAAGAGAUCCAGAGGGCUCAUGCAGAGGCUAACAGACUAUGCCAUGGCUCUUCCCUUCGUCAGGCAGCAAGUUUACAAGACAGUGGAGAGCAAAGUUCAAAAGCAAACCAAAGGGCUGUACCCUGCUCCUCUGAAGAUCAUCGAGGUCGUAAAAACUGGUCUGGAUCAGGGGAGUGAUGCUGGAUACCUCAUUGAAGCCCAGAGCUUUGGCCAACUUGCAGUGACCAAGGAAUCCAAGGCACUGAUGGGGCUCUACCACGGGCAGGUGCACUGCAAGAAGAACAAGUUUGGGACGCCUCAGAAAGAGGUCAAGACUCUGGCUGUGCUGGGAGCAGGGCUCAUGGGAGCUGGGAUCGCCCAGGUUUCCGUGGAUAAGGGCAUCAAGACCAUCCUGAAGGACACGACACAGAAGGGUCUGGACAGAGGCCAGCAGCAGGUCUACAAGGGGCUGAACAGCAAGGUGAAGAAGAAGAGCCUGACAUCAUUUGAGAGGGACUCCAUCCUCAGCAGCCUGAUGGGCCAGCUGGACUACAAGGGCUUUGAGAAGGCAGACAUGGUCAUCGAGGCCGUGUUCGAGGACAUCAACGUCAAACACAAAGUGCUGAAGGAGGUGGAGGCUGUGAUCCCUGCCCACUGUAUCUUCGCCAGUAACACCUCUGCCCUCCCCAUCAGCCAGAUUGCUGCUGUCAGCAAGAGGCCCGAGAAGGUGAUUGGGAUGCACUACUUCUCCCCUGUUGACAAGAUGCAGCUGCUGGAAAUCAUCACCACAGACAAAACCUCCCAGGACACGGCUGCCUCUGCUGUUGCUGUUGGCCUCAAACAGGGCAAAGUGGUCAUCGUGGUGAAGGAUGGGCCUGGAUUCUACACCACCAGGUGCCUGGGGCCGAUGCUGUCCGAGGUGGUCCGAGUUCUCCAGGAGGGCGUUGACCCAAAGAAGGUGGAUGCCAUCUCCACGGCCUUCGGCUUCCCGGUGGGAGCGGCCACGCUGAUUGACGAGGUGGGCGUGGAUGUGGCCACGCAUGUGGCCGAGGACCUGGGCAAGGCCUUUGGCCCUCGUUUCGGAGGAGGCAGCAUCGACCUCUUCAAGCUCAUGGUGCAGAAAGGCUUCUUAGGUCGCAAGGCAGGGAAAGGUUUCUACGUGUACCAGGAGGGAGUGAAGAACAGGAGCGUGAAUUCCGGCAUGGAUGAGAUCUUGGAAAAGUUCAGGGUGCCAGCAAACCCCGAUGUCCCCGCAGGUCCCUUCAGGUUCGCGGACUCGUACGGCGCCCGGCAGCUCGUGGACAAACUGCGCAAGUACGAGGCCGUGUACGGCAGCCAGUUCACACCGUGCCAGCUCCUGCUGGACCACGCCAACAGCCCCAGCAAGAAAUUCCACCAGUGAGGCGGCCCGGUGACACCCUGACAGCUCCUCCAGCCUCCCUGCAGCACCCCAUUCUCCUUAGGUUAAUCUCCAAAGCCCCCGGGGGAGGAAGGGAAGGAAGGGAAGAAGGAAGGAGGGGGGCAGCAGGUUGCCUCAUGGCUUGUAGUCAUUUCAAGUGCCUUACCAGCCACUGUGUGUCGGGUACGUCCGUCCCGUGCCAGCCUGGGCCUGGGGGCUCCGUGCUGGGGGAGGGAAUUCCUGCUGCCUUUGCCUCCAGAGCCGUGGCCUCCAGAGCUCCCAGUCUGGCCAGUAGCAUCCAGCUUGUGGCUGGAGCCGAGGCCUUGCCUUUCCAUCAAACAUCCACCAAAAUAAAGCCCCAUCUCCUGGGUUUGGACUCCU
Lonchura striata (white-rumped munia) is the source of this 2590-nucleotide messenger RNA. NCBI's taxonomy places the organism in Eukaryota, Metazoa, Chordata, Aves, Passeriformes, Estrildidae. The record is from RefSeq and is a predicted model, not a curated record.